AUGCCAACAAUGAGUUUUCCUACAAAUAAAAUAUAUUUAUUUCUAAUACUUACUUCACUUGCUUGGAAUGCAUAUAAUACACAUCAAUAUCAAGUUUUAGUUGAACGUCAAAUAAAAUUAGAGAAUAUAAUUGCAGAAAUCUUACCAUCUUCAUUAUCAUUACAGUCUUCAAAUCAAAUACAAAUAACACCAACAUCAUCAUCAUCGAUUGAACAAUGGUUGACAAAGGCUCUUCAAUUUAUUACACAAUUCACAUUAAAAGAUGUAACAAGCAAUACCAGCAGUCAUACAAUUGGUCAACCAAAUAUAAGUAUCAUACGUCAACGACGAAAUGUUCAAGAAUCGCAACAAAAUAAUUGUUUAUGUCCUCCAGGUCCUAAAGGAGAAAAAGGUGAUCGAGGCUUUGCCGGAUUUCCUGGUGAAAUGGGACCCAAAGGCGAACGAGGUUAUCCAGGUUCAAUUGUUUGGAAUGGUGUAAAGGGUGAAAAAGGCGAACCAGGCCGUGGUGGAGAGGUAGAACGUUCAGUGUCAUCGUCUCAAAUGAAACAUAUUCAAGGUCCACCUGGUCCACCUGGCCCACCUGGUAUAGCAGGACCUAAAGGUGAUAUAGGCCCUGCUGGUCACAACGGCAUUGGUGAAACUGGACCACCAGGACAAGAUGGUGAAAAAGGCAGUCGAGGUCCUAUUCUUCGGCCUAAAAUGCGCCGAUUUGUUGUUUUAAAAGGCGAUGUUGGACCACCAGGCGUUAAAGGAGAACGUGGUGAUUCUAUACUUGGACCAAAAGGUGAUCGUGGUUCUCCUGGUUUACCUGGAAGUCCAGGAACUUCUGGACAAAAUGGCCGUGAUGGUGUUGAUGGACAAAAAGGUGAAAUGGGUUAUCAAGGGCCACCAGGAAAAAAAGGUGAUCGUGGUGGAAAAGGUGAACCAGGAUAUAUUCAAAAAGUUGAUUUUAAUUCAACACAUAUCGUUAUGAUGGGUCCACCUGGUCUUCCAGGACCAAAAGGACGCAUUGGUCUUCCUGGUCAACCUGGAUAUAAUGGAGAAAAAGGUGAUCGCGGAGAAACUGGUCAGAUGGGCGACAAAGGUGAUCAAGGCAAAGGAGAAAAAGGAGAUCGAGGUGCAAUGGGUUUACCUGGCUAUUCAAUGGGUAAUCGAGGUGACCAAGGUUCACGAGGUACACAAGGAGAAAAAGGAGAAAGAGGAGAAGAAGGUCGAGAAGGACCACGAGGUUUUCGUGGACGACCAGGUUUACCUGGUCCUGCUGGAAUGGAUGCAUUACCAUGUCCACGUGAACUAUUAUCAAAUUUCGACAAUAUGUGUACGUCAUGUUGUAAAAAACCAUAA
This is a messenger RNA of Adineta steineri, 1344 nucleotides long. The record is from the annotation of a GenBank genome assembly. Lineage: Eukaryota; Metazoa; Rotifera; Eurotatoria; Adinetida; Adinetidae.